AUGGAUUAGAAUCAACCAAAAAAAGCUAUAAAAAGAGCUUAUUGUAAAAAAGUGAAGCCUCAAAUGGUUUUUAGAUCUGAAAGUGAAAAAAUGAGAUAACUACUAUAAAUUAUAGAUGAUAAUAAUAGUUUAGCAAACCUAGAUAAAUAAGUAGCUUUAGCCUCUUCUAAUUCAUAAUUAAAGAAUAUAUAAGAAUAACAAUAGAGUUCUUAAACAUAAUCAAGUGAUAAAAAUACUUAAAAUACAACUUUAAUUUAGCCAAGUACAGAAUAAACACCUAAAUAAACAUUAGAAAUUAAGAUAAUAAAAAAAGCUUAACCAUAAGAGUUGAUUAAUGAAACAUAAAAGAAGAAAUUGAAACCAGAUGAAAAUUAUGAGUAAAGAUUUUGUUAAAUGAAAUGUGAAUUACAAAGCUUUUUAACUUAUUGGAUCAUGAAACUUAAAUCUUCAGUUAUUGAUACAUAAUAGAUGGUAGAAUAAUUAGAAUAAUUUAAAUUAUGA
Messenger RNA from Paramecium primaurelia, 501 nucleotides. NCBI's taxonomy places the organism in Eukaryota, Ciliophora, Oligohymenophorea, Peniculida, Parameciidae. The record is from the annotation of a GenBank genome assembly.